AUGGAGGAGUUUCAUCUCUGUCUGGAAGAGGCAGAAUUAUUUGACAUUUCGUAUCAAGGAUGCCAAUUUACUUGGAUACAGAAACCUUCGGGGGGAGAUGGUGUUAUGCGCAAACUUGAUUGUAUCCUGGGAAAUUCUGCUUUUAUCACUAAAUUUGGGGAUGCUUUGGUUUUCUUUGAACCAAGGGGGAUAUCUGAUCACUCUCCGGGUAUUCUUUCUUCUAAAGUUGGUAGACGUCUUCGCCAGAGUGGCUUUAAGUUUGAUAAUUUUGUGACAUCUCAUAAGGAUUUCCUUGCUUCUAUGGAGGAGGUGUGGAUGAAACCUCAGAGAGGAUCUUAUAUGAAGAGGGUGCUUCGGAAAUUGCAAGCUCUGAAGGUGGUUUGUCGGCGUCUCYGAAAUUCGUAUGGUUGUUUGGAUAAAAGGGUAGUUCAGUUAAAGAUGGAACUUGAUGUCGCUCAAUUGGCUUGUGAUCUAGACCCGUUUAAUGACUUGCUGAAGGAGGACAUUGCUCACCUCUUGUUAGCAUAUCAAAAAGCUAGAAAUGAUCAAGUGGAAAUGGCUCGUCAAAAAGCGAAGAUAUMUUGGCUCAAUGAAGGGGAUGGAAACUCUAAAUUCUUUUUUCAUGCUAUGAAAGAAAAGCGCAAUCGGAGCCAUAUUGCUACUAUAAGGGAUUCUUCUGGUACAGUUUAUGACCAUCAGAAGGAUGCUUUGUUUGCCAUUGGGAAUGAAAAGGCCCCAGGCCCUGAUGGGUAUUCUUCUAAAUUCUUUAAAGCAGCUUGGAAUGUGUUUGGUAUGGAUGUUCUCAUUGGGAUACAAAAUUUCUUCUAUUCUGGAACUUUGGAUUAUCAGCUGAAUCAUACUCUUCUUUGUCUUGUGCCGAAGGUUCCUAAUGCUUCUUGUGUUACUGAUUAUCGGCCAAUUGCCUGUUGUAAUGUGUUGCUGAAGUGUAUUAGUAAAGUUAUUGCUGACCGGAUGAAAGGAUCGCUGGAUGUUCUUGUUAGCAAGGCUCAAUCUGAUAAUAUCUUAAUGGCGCAUGAACUGGUCGCUGUUUAUCAGCGUUCUGAAGGGGAACGAAAAUGUGCUUUUAAGAUAGAUAUUCGUAAGGCUUAUGACACAGUUGAUUGGCAGUUUCUUUUAGAGAUGCUGAAAGGAAUGGGUUUUCAUCCAGUCAUGAUUAACUGGAUCAAGACCCUGAUCACUUCACCCUCUUACUCUAUUUGUGUUAAUGGACAGCUUUUUUCAUGGUAA
Cynara cardunculus var. scolymus (artichoke) is the source of this 1248-nucleotide messenger RNA. RefSeq lists its product as uncharacterized. The transcript is spliced from 2 exons. The record is from RefSeq and is a predicted model, not a curated record. Lineage: Eukaryota; Viridiplantae; Streptophyta; Magnoliopsida; Asterales; Asteraceae. Bases 1 to 1248 code for a protein of 415 amino acids.